Lycium barbarum (goji berry) is the source of this 1895-nucleotide messenger RNA. Its product is annotated as sugar transporter ERD6-like 5. Gene Ontology annotation, biological process: carbohydrate transport; transmembrane transport. Gene Ontology annotation, cellular component: membrane. Bases 306 to 1703 code for a protein of 465 amino acids. The record is from RefSeq and is a predicted model, not a curated record. The transcript has 19 exons. NCBI's taxonomy places the organism in Eukaryota, Viridiplantae, Streptophyta, Magnoliopsida, Solanales, Solanaceae. Gene Ontology annotation, molecular function: sugar transmembrane transporter activity.
GACAAAAAAGACAGUGAUGUCAAUGCAAGAAGUCUUGUUUACCCAACAUUAGACUCCGUACUGAUAUAUUACGUAAUCUUGCAAAAUAAACAUUAGUAGAUUAUCAUCUAGUAAGACAAACGUGUAGCACAUCACUAAUACCAAAAGAAUAUGUAUGCCAAUGGCCGGCCUCAGGCAUCAAGUAUUCUUUAAUUUUCUAGUGCUUCUGUCUGCAAAUGCUCUGCUCCACUUGACACUUGAUUAAAACUGCUUUUUGUUGCUGAAUUGGCAAGAUCUUAAAACCUUCAGCCAGGUAGCAACACAAUAUGACUGACAACAUGGGAGAAGGUUUAUUAAAUGGGAGUAGUCUCAGAAAAGCAAGUUGGAAAUCCCAUGUUACUGCAAAUGUUGUUUUGAGCUCCUCAGUUGCUGCCUGUGGUUACUUUGCCUAUGGAUUUGCUGGUGGAUAUCCAUCUCCUGCUCAAUCAGGGAUCAUGGAUGACCUGGGACUCUCUAUAGCAGAAUACUCAGUUUUUGCUUCAAUCAUAACAUUUGGAGGAAUGAUUGGGGCUCUGAUAAGUGGAAAGGUGGCUGAUUUUUUCGGCAGGAGAGCUACAAUGUGGCUUUUGGAUUUAUUUAUUAUCUUGGGCUGGUGUUCAAUAAUCUUUGGCAAGAGAGCUUGGUUGCUUGAUGCUGGAAGGUUGCUUAUGGGAGUUGGUGUGGGAAUUCAGUUAUAUGUGGCACCUAUAUACAUUUCAGAGGUCGCGCCAAAAAAUGUCCGAGGGUGCUUUCUAGCUGCUGCUUCAUUUACGCUGGUUCUUGGAUUUUCACUGGCAUAUUACAUUGGAAAUAACAUGAGCUGGCGUACUUUAGCCCUAGUAGGUGCUACCCCUUGCUUUAUACAGGUGCUAGGUGUAUUCUUCAUACCAGAGUCUCCUCGGUGGUUGUCGAAAAAUGGUUUGGAGAAGGAGGUAGAAGCAUCACUACAACGUCUGAGGGGGGCAAAUGCAGAUAUUUCCACUGAAGCGACUGAAAUAAAAGACUAUACUGAAAUAGUUCAGCAACACUCAGGAUCCAAAUUUAUGGAUUUGUUCAGUAGGAAAUAUGCCCGUCCACUGAUUGUUGGAACUGGAUUAAUGGCUCUUGUACAGUUUGGAGGGACCAGUGCGAUAACUUCUUUUGCCAGUUCAAUUUUUAGAGCAGCAGGUUGUGCGGCAGACUCAGCAUCUAGAGUCAUGGCUGUUCUCCAGGUUCCAUUUGCUGCCAUGGGUAUUAUCCUUACAGAAAAAGCUGGGCGAAGACUUCUUAUGAUGGUUUCUUCUGCUGGGGCUUGCUUGGGAUGCUUUCUUGUUGCAUUGGGAUUUCUUUUCGAGGAUCAUCAUCAAUCUGCAGAGCUAACCUCUUCAAUGGUGUUCUCUGGCAUAAUGCUCUUUUCUGUAUCUUUCACGAUGGGCAUGGGUAGUACACCCUGGAUUAUCAUGUCAGAGAUACUUCCUAUAAACAUCAAGGGUUCUGCUGGAAGUCUUACGACAUUGAUCAGCUGUUUUACUUCGUGGAUAGUUUCUUAUACUUUUAAUUUCCUAUUCCAAUGGAAUGCAGCAGGAGUGUUCUUCAUGUUUGCAUUCUUUUGUGGCUCAGUCGUUGUAUUUGUUGCAAUGCUGGUACCAGAGACUAAGGGCCGGACACUUGAAGAAAUCCAGGCAUCGAUGACAUUACUCCAAUGAUAUCUUCUUCAUUCACGUCUGCUUAUUUUGAACUUCUUCAGACUACUUUAUCAUUCAGAAUUGUAACUUUAUAUCAUUUGUUAUGUUCAUAUGUAAAUCUUAUCAAAUACUAUAUAAUAACAUGAAUGUGCUCAUGAGAGAGUGAAGAUCAGAGUUUUGGAAUUGGAAGUCGAACCAUAAUUCAGUGUUGGA